AUUUUGUUCUACAGCCAAAACGGUUUUCCGAACGACAUACACACUUACGCACUGUUGUCGGGCAUCUGGACAUCGUCGUUCUCCCUAGGUGCAUUUUUGGGCCCGUCGAUAGCUGGCGUUCUGUACGACUUGGUCGGGUUCGAAAACGGCACGUACUUUGAGAUUUCAUUGCACAUCGUAUUGGGUAUCACGCUGAUAAUGUUCGUGUGCCUGGAACCACGGCCUUCCGACAAGUCCGUGGUGAACGGCAUGACCGACUCGACCGUCGGGAUCGCGGACAGCGGGGACGCGGUUGACCCGACCAGUGCGGCGGUGGUGCCGGAUUCCGCCAUGAAGUCUCCCAUCUACACCAUCAACGGGCAACACUCGUUCCGGUCCAGCCACCGGUUCGGUUCGACUUACGGCAGCUCUUGCCCGGUCACGUCACUAUCGUCGAUGGCCAUCAACAGCGAGGCCAGGAUCGAAGCCCAGGGCAGCCCGCCGGCCGUCGAGUCCCGGAUCUAGACCGCCACCCUCCCCCACCCACAACCAAUUCACACUCACCAAAAAAAAAAACAACACUGUAUUUUGAUGAUUAUAAUACAACGAUAACGAUGCAAACCGCCACAAUCCCACCCACACAGUUUCUAUACCUAUGUAGUCUUUACACCGUGCACAUAAUGAUAACAGCAUUAUUAGAUAAGACUUACCCUUACACAUAAUAUAUGCGUGUAUAUUAUCAUUAUAGUUGGUUAUGUCCAACCGUGGUUCCACCUUCCCCUCGUCACUUCCACCAUAGACAACACACGUGGAUUUGGUCUGAACUACCCACAUUCAACAUUAAUAAUAGUACAGCGUACAAUACAUUGUUAUAAACCUGCAGCUUACCGCGCGUGUUUGCCUGGUUAAUCGAAAAUAGUGUUUUAUAGAUAUCGUUCGAGAUGUAAUAUUAUCAGUUAGAAAAUAUAAUAGAGUUAAAAUAUUAUUA
Molecule: messenger RNA, 967 nt
Organism: Acyrthosiphon pisum (pea aphid)
Lineage: Eukaryota; Metazoa; Arthropoda; Insecta; Hemiptera; Aphididae
Exons: 2
Coding region: 199-504 (101 amino acids)
Source: RefSeq, a predicted model, not a curated record